UGCAACUCGUGUAGGCCUAAAUCGGUUGAAAAAAUAUUUUUGAAACGCCCUUUUCGUUCUGCGGACAUUCUAACAGCGGGGCGGAGCCCUCUCCGGACAAUACUCCAGCAACAACACCAAUGCAGCGCACUAUUAAAAGCAUUCUUAUGGGACAUUUUCAAGAUAAUUACAUCUUUUAGAGCAUCAAGUGAAUAUUUUGAACACGUAGCCUAUAACGUAUAGGCAACAGUGGAAGCUGUCGAACCAACAGAGGACAAGUGAAUUACGGCAAAAGGACAUCGUUAAUAAAACAGUGUGAUCAGUCAUGGAGGGUCUGUCUCGUGCUAACAGUCUCUUCGCUCUGGAUCUCUAUCGGGCUCUGAGCGAGAGCAACGCUGCGGGAAACAUGUUCUUUUCUCCACUGAGCAUCAGCGCAGCGCUCAGCAUGGUCUACCUGGGAGCCCGAGGAGACACUGCCAAAGAAAUGGAAAAGGUUUUGUCCUUCAGUUCUGUCUCUGAUGUUCACUCUCAUUUUGAGAGACUCGCCUCAUCUAUCAACAGACCAUCAGCCUCCUACAUCCUCAAACUGGCCAGCCGCCUCUAUGGAGAGAAAACCUUCAACUUCUUACCUGAGUAUUUGGACUCCACUCUGAAGCUGUACAAUGCUGACCUUCAGGCUGUGGACUUAAUUGGAGCAUCUGAUGAGUCACGACAGCUCAUUAACAAAUGGGUGGAAGAGCAGACAGAGAAUAAAAUUAAAGAUCUCCUUCAGUUUGGUGUGAUAAAUGAGCUGACCCGGCUAGUUCUUGUUAAUGCCAUCUACUUCAAAGGGACCUGGAUGUACACAUUUGAAGCAUUUAACACUAGAGAAAUGCCAUUUAAAAUAAACCAGAAUGAGCACCGGCCUGUGCAAAUGAUGUACCAGAAAGAAAUGUUUCCCUUCAGAGACAUCCCAGAGUAUGAACUGCAGGUGCUGGAGUUACCAUAUAAACAGGAGGAGCUCAGUAUGUUGAUCCUUCUUCCAAACGAAACUCAGGAUGGCUCUGAUAAUCUUCUGAAGCUGGAGAGCGAGUUGACCCUUGACAAGCUGCUUGACUGGACCAAAAGAGACAAAAUGGCCAUGCAUAUGGAUAUUGAAGUCCAUCUGCCAAAGUUCAAGUUGGAAGUUGAGACCUCCCUAUCAGAAAAACUGCAAAAGAUGGGUAUGAGCUCUGUGUUUCAGGACACAAAGUCUGAUCUGACAGGCAUGAGCAGACAGAGUGGGCUCUUCAUUUCAGCAGUGAUCCACAAAGCUUUUAUUGAGGUGAAUGAAGAAGGCACAGAGGCAGCAGCAGCCACUGCAGUCAUGGUAGAGUGUGACUGUUUUGUCAACUUUCAAAGUUUCACGGCAGAUCACCCCUUCUUGUUCUUCAUCAGGCACAACCCCACUAACAGCAUCCUCUUCCUUGGCAGAUUCAGAGGUCCAUCCUAGAAAUGUUACACACAAAUUAAGAAAUGUGUGAUUCUUUGGAUGUUUAUUAAAUAAAUAUAUCACACCAUAUACAUGCAUGUCUUCUAAAAUUACAUUAUUCCAGCUCACUUAUAGAAAACUACAUUCUGAAUGUCAAGGAAUCUGCUUUUAGCCUACUGUAACUUCUUGAGUCAGUGAUAGGAUGGGUUGUAAUGAAGAGGUGUUUAAGUGUGUUGUUGCCCAUAGUCACACCGUACAUACACCACACCAAACUCAAUUCCUGGAUGGCCACAGUUCUGCAGUGUUUAACUCCAACCAGCUCCAAAUCACACCUGCUUGGACGUUUCUAAUGAUCCUGAAGACCUUAGCUGAACUCUGCAGGAAAGUGGGCCUUAAGGGCCAGAGUUGAGGACCCCGGUAGUAUUAUACUAGUAUCUAAAAAAUAAGUACUCCAUGAAUAACUACUAGUUUAUCAUCAGUUAAGCUUCACAGACCAUAUUGCUACAACGACCCGGUCCUGCAGAUUUGCCUUAUACAACAUUAGGAAGUUAAGACCCUUCCUGUCAGAGCAAGCCAACCAACUUCUUGUCCAAGCUCUUGUUCUCUCCAGACUCAUGUAAUGCUCUCCUGGCGGGCCUUCCUGCAUGUACUGUCAAGCCUCUGCAACUGAUCCAGAAUGCAGCAGUGAGGGUUGUUUUCAAUGAGCCAAAAAAAGCUCCCAUUACUCCUCUCCUCAUCAGGUUACACUGGCUACCAGUAGCCGCUCGCAUCAAGGUACUGAUGCUAGCCUACAAGACGACCACUGGCAUGGCACCAACAUACCUAAACUCACUGGUUAAAUCUUAUGUGCCCUCCAGAAGUUUGCACUCUGCAAGUGAAAGACACCUUGAGGUGCCAUCCCAAAGAAGUUCAAAAUCACUCUCACGGACCUUUUCCUGGACUGUGCCCAGCUGGUGGAAUGACCUCCCAAUCUCAACUCGAGUCUUUACUCAUUUUCAAAAAACAUCCAAAGACUCAUCUUUUAUGCCAGCACUUGACCAACUAAUACUAGCACUUACAUUUUCUUUUCUUGUCUUUCAUAUUCUUAUUUUUAAAAAAAGGGGGGGGGGGCAACCUGGCUAUGUGUUCUGUACUAGACUAACUGAGACUUGUCAUGACACUUGUAUACUGUCGUUGUUCUCUUGUUGACCUGACUGCUUCUAUUGUUCUCAUUUGUAAGUCGCUUUGGAUAAAAGCGUCUGCUAAAUGAUUAAAUGUAAAUGUAAAUAUCAAAUAUAUGGAAACACUUUAGAUUAGGGAACACAAUUCACUAUUAACUAGUUCUUUAUUAUCAUGCAUAUUACUAGUAUAUUGGCUGCUUAUUAGAACUUAUGAAGCACAUUAAAGUCUGAUUCUGCAUGGCCAUAUUCUAGAUCCCUUAAUACGACCCUAUACCUUAACAUACUUCAACAACUACCAUAUUAUCAAUAUACAGCAAAUUAGUUAAUAUUAAAUAGCCUGUGUUCCCUAAUCUAAAGUGUUACCAAAAUUGUGUACUAGUCACAAUUGGAAUAGGCUACUGUAAUUUACAUAGUAGUCAGAACUGAAUAGCUGAAAUCAGAAAGGCAGAUCCCCGUAGAAAUCACUGGCAAAAACGUAAAUGUCAUUAACACUGGUUCUUUAUUUGUAACCUCCGAAAGAGAGACAAAUGUGAAGUCAAAAGUAUAGCCUAUAAUUUAAAGCGACUGUAUAGUUUUGGUGCCCUCUAUAGUACAUAAUUAUGUAUUAUUGAUAGGACAGAAGUAAUAAAGGGUAAAAUUAAGAGGGAAGUGAAA
Messenger RNA from Carassius carassius (crucian carp), 3243 nucleotides. Its product is annotated as leukocyte elastase inhibitor-like. The coding region runs from base 305 to 1450 and encodes 381 amino acids. Gene Ontology annotation, molecular function: serine-type endopeptidase inhibitor activity. The transcript has 7 exons. The record is from RefSeq and is a predicted model, not a curated record. NCBI's taxonomy places the organism in Eukaryota, Metazoa, Chordata, Actinopteri, Cypriniformes, Cyprinidae. Gene Ontology annotation, biological process: negative regulation of endopeptidase activity.